ACGGAACAGAUUUCCACCACUCUGUGCGAAGAGGGUACAACUUUUGGCAUCAACGGUCCGGGUGUUUGGGUCACUCUUGGAUGCAGUGGGGUUUUCCGUGUCUGCUACGAACCAGGAUACACAAAAACCAUACAAUGUGACAGCAAGAAAUACCGAGACGCCUACUGCGAAGUUGGCGGGGUAAUGCGUAAGUUGACAGUUGGCCGGCGAGUAUCCAGAUCUGCUUGCACUGAAGGGCACUCUUAUUUCAAUUUGGGCAGCGUCAUCAAGGUUAGCAACGGAUGCAGAGCUUAUUUUUGGGCUGGUCUCUAA
Molecule: messenger RNA, 312 nt
Organism: Candidula unifasciata
Lineage: Eukaryota; Metazoa; Mollusca; Gastropoda; Stylommatophora; Geomitridae
Source: the annotation of a GenBank genome assembly